Momordica charantia (bitter melon) is the source of this 1433-nucleotide messenger RNA. It is a transcript of the gene MCD1, whose product is annotated as multiple chloroplast division site 1. NCBI's taxonomy places the organism in Eukaryota, Viridiplantae, Streptophyta, Magnoliopsida, Cucurbitales, Cucurbitaceae. Gene Ontology annotation, cellular component: chloroplast inner membrane; chloroplast. Gene Ontology annotation, biological process: chloroplast fission. The record is from RefSeq and is a predicted model, not a curated record.
UCCUCCCCCGGCGUUCCCGUUUUCGUUCAUACGCUAUGGCGCCUCUGUGUACUUUCGUGUCUUCACAAUUCUAAUUUCCCUCUUACUUUGUUUCAGUAUGUUUUCUUGCGCACGUAAUGGCAUCCAAUUGCGCUGUCCAAUUACAUUCUGUUUCUUUCCAGCCAUCCGUAUCGGUUCGAAAGCCGCCUGCCUUGUCCGGCAUUUUUGGUUAUGAAUGCACUGGCAUUAGUUACCGACAUUUGAACUGCAACUGGAAUCGGCAUCGAAUGGGUUGCAAGUUUCUAAUAAGAGCGGCCGAGGGUUCUGCGUCCUCUGAUUCAGGCCAAAAUGUUGAAGAAGAUGAAAUGGUGGUGAAGACUGGUACUGGUUCUGUGGCUUCCAAAGAUUACAUCGGGAAAAUGCAGGAGAUGAUUAAUUCUUCGCCUGCCGGAAUUUUCUUGAUGAGCAAAUGUACUGGAAAUGGCCUUGCAAUUGGGUUUUGCGUUGCAACUGCUUGUUUAGCAAUAAUUGCAAGAGUGUAUUUGAUGGGGAAGUCUAGGAAUAGUCAUUCCGGAUCGGUGGCUGAUCUAGUCAGGCGUGGUCAGCUAAGAUCCGACAGAAGAGGCAUUUCCAAGCCUUUAAAAUACAACGAUCCCUUUAAUAAUCCAUUGGUAAAGGUCGACAAAAGCAAUUCAUCUGUGGAAAUGUGUGGAAAGGUUUAUCGAUUGGCCCCGGUUACUCUUACUAAGGAGGAACAAAAUAUUCAUCAGAAACGGAGGUCUCGAGCCUAUCAGUGGAAGAGACCAACGAUGUUUCUCAAGGAAGGAGAUUCAAUACCUCCUGAUGUUGACCCUGAAACAAUCAGGUGGAUUCCUGCAAAUCAUCCUUUUGCAACAACAGCUAGCGAUAUUGAUGAGGACUUGGCCCAGAACAACGUUUACCAAAAGCAUGGUGUUCCUUUUCGUAUCCAAGCUGAGCACGAGGCACUGCAGAGAAAGCUUGAAGCACUCCAGAGUGAACAAAAACUGAAUAAUUUAUUUAUAGAUCCCGGAAGUGUUAAGGAUUUUGAGAGGCCUUUUAAGUCAAAAUCCAAGUCAGAUGAACAAGUAGAACAAAGUUUUUCAGAUCACCAAGCUGGAGAGUUGAAGCCUCCAAACUCGGGACAUCUCCCAAGUUCUUUAGGGGUUCAAUCGACGUCUGAUGAAGCGGAAAAAUCCUGAGUUAAAGGUUUGAUGUAAAUAGGAUUAUCUUGCAGUUUUGCCGUUAAUUUUAUCAGCAGAACGCAGUAAGUUAGUUAUUCGGGUACUUGCUGUAUAGUAUCAAUGCGUGCAGACCCGUUUCUUAGUUCACCAGCGGUGAAUCGAUGUAUUUCUGCCUUUUUGUCAUAAACUUUUAUAAUAUGUUCAUGUUGAAUUGGGGGAAUAUGAUAGCUUGUUGGUAUAAUUGGUUAGUCA